CACACAUGUACGCACCAGUGGUACGCACUCCAUCCACUUUUACGGAGACAAGGCUCCCUUUCGUUUGUACUAACGUUAGUGUCUGCAGCGCAAUUAUUUGUGUCGUGGUUUGCAACUUUGCCAUGAAGUUAGCUUUAGUGCUGUGCAUUAUUGCGGCUGUCACGGGCUCGCCAUCUGUAUCGAGGGAUGUCGCUCCCGGCGAAUUGGGAAGGGUGAAGCUAUACCGCAUUCAGAGUGUGAGAAAUCACCUUCGAGAAGUUGGCACUCAAGUGGAACUGCAGCAUGAGAAAUGGAGUGCUACUGGACCAACACCAGAACCACUAUCCAAUUACCUUGAUGCCCAGUAUUAUGGACCCAUCAGCAUUGGCACUCCACCACAGCCUUUCCGAGUUGUGUUUGACACUGGAUCAUCCAACCUAUGGGUGCCUUCCAAGAAGUGUCACUUCACUGACAUCGCAUGCUUGCUUCAUCACAAGUAUGACAGCUCCAAGUCCAGCACAUACAUGCAGAAUGGAACAGAAUUUGAGAUCAGAUAUGGAACUGGGAGUCUGACAGGCUUCUUGUCCACUGAUACCGUUACUAUUGGUGAUGUUGAAGUGAAAGGCCAAACAUUCGCAGAAGCUGUGAGCCAGCCAGGUUUGACUUUUGUUGCUGCCAAAUUUGAUGGCAUCCUUGGAAUGGGAUACCCAACAAUAUCUGUUGAUAAGGUCACAACAGUGUUUGAGAACUUAGUUCAACAACAUCUCAUUCAGAAUCCUGUAUUCUCCUUUUACCUCAAUCGUGACCCUUCAGCUGCUGAAGGUGGAGAACUGAUUCUAGGAGGUUCUGACCCAAAAUACUACAAGGGGCCAUUUACCUAUGUUCCUGUCACACGUGAGGGAUAUUGGCAGUUCCAGAUGGAUAAAGUGAAACUGGGUGAUAGUGCUGUAUACUGCUCAGAGGGAUGCCAGGCUAUUGCCGACACAGGCACGUCCCUCAUGGCUGGCCCCAGCAAGGAAAUCAAUGCCCUUAAUCAAAAGAUCGGUGGACACCCUAUCAUUGGAGGAGAAUACAUGGUUGAUUGCUCUUUGAUUCCUCAACUCCCUCCCAUCCAUUUUAUUUUUGCUGGAAGAAACUUCACAUUGGAGGGCAAGGACUACAUCCUCCGAGUAUCACAGCUUGGCCACACCAUUUGUCUCUCGGGUUUCAUUGGGCUUGAUGUCCCCCCACCAAUGGGUCCACUGUGGAUCCUUGGUGAUGUUUUUAUUGGGAAGUUCUACACCGAGUUUGAUAUGGGCAACAAUCAAAUUGGUUUUGCUGAGGCUGUGUAGAACUGCUGAUAUCUUCUUUUGGGCAUUGUUAUUUUUAAUCUUUGGUUCAUAUUCUUCAUGUUGAUUGUGAAUUGAUCCUGCUCCCACCAGGGCUGGAUUAAAAGGUUUCUGGCAUUCCUAGGCAGGACAUGUUUUUCCCCCCACCUUCACCUCUUAGCACUUUUUGCAGUCUGUCAGUCAAGACAAGCAACUGACAGACUGCAAGAUCUUCUGGCUGCCCACCAUAAUACUAUAAUAUAGUAUUGGGUUUAGAUUAGGCAGCUCGACGACAGGACACACCCUAGCUUGGGAAGCCAAGGGAACUGGCAUUGAAAUAUUGAAUUUUUGCAUAAAUUUGUUUUUGUCAUGCAGUAGCUGGUUGCCCCUAGUUUCCCUAUAAAUCUUGACCUGCCCUUUUCUGAUUUACUUUUGUUUUUUUUAAUGAAAUCUCCAUUGCAAGUAGGUUCUAACUGACCCAACUUUGCUCUGCCAGCAUGGCCUCUUUAAUGAUAACUCAUAAAUUUGGAGGUAUCACUUGCUGAUCAAGACCUCAAAGUCCUACCAGACUGACCACCAUUCACUGACUAUUCAUACACCUGUCAAGCAUCAAGAGUUCAGUCAUGAAUAUUUCCACCCCCCAGGUUCCACUUGCCUCUGUCUGGCAGAGGAGAUAAUGGAGAAGUCCCCCUCUCCCUGGCAGGAGAGGAAGGCAGAUGACGUUUAAUGAUCUCUUUCAGGAUUAACUUAUUCUGGUCUACUGUCAUGGGAGUCUGAUUGACUGACAGACAUUCAAUUUUUCUUUGGUGGGUCCUAUGUUGGACCUCCCCUGACCCUAAGUUAUGCUAGUCCAGAAGUGUCACAUGGUACAUGGUGAGAGUGCUCAUAGAGGAAGUAUUUAAAUUAGAUUUGGCUGGGAAUAAAAUUGUCAGGAAAUAUGUGCCAGAAUGUGAUUAAAUGUGCUGUAAGGUCGGACCAGAAAGUCCGAGCAUAUAUGCAUUUCAGACAAAAAAUUACCCUCUAAUUGGUUUGGAAACUAUUAUCAUAUCCUACAAGGCUGUGAUGUUUUUCAUGAUUAUGAAUGAUGAAUCAAUUUAAAAUGUGUUCUGAUUUCUGAAGUGAAAAAAUUAUUCACUGUUACUCAGUAGUGUGCCAAGAACUUGGAUUGUGAUGGACUAGCCUAGGUAUGAGGAGCAAUAAAUUCUUCCCUUACAUUGAAACAAAAGCUGGCAUGGGUGUUUAUUCUCCUGAUACAUAGAUCCUGCAUGAAUGAAGCAAUAGAAAAAAAACUCUUGAAACAUAAAUAACAGCAUAAGGAGCUCAAUGUACCAUCUUAGACUGCCUCCUGCUGAUGUCUGUACUUUUGGCAUUAGUAACUCAUUCUGAAGCCACAGGUUUUUGCAGUGGGAAGUAAGGGAGCAAUGCACUCCUCACAGUUUCAAGGCUUUUGCAGCAUCUCUUGUUUCCUUCUUCCGUUGGUGUUUCACUUUUGCCACAUAGCCUUCUACUAACAUGCGUAUCUUCAUGGGAUUGAUUUCACCGGACUUGUUGUGGCAAAUCUGCAAGACGAAUUUAUUAAAAUUGCAUGAAUAACUUUCUCAGACCCAGAAAGAAUAAAAGCCAUAGAUUUGACAUGUGUGUAAGUCACUUAUGUCUUAAAAGGACAAUGCUAUCCCACUGACAAGCAGAAAAUGGGACAGAGUCCAUACUAAACUAACCUUUGGGACACAUUUUCGCAAUACUUCUUUAUACAUUUCUUUGUCCACCUCUCGUCUUGUGUAGAAGGGCUUCAGGACCACCUUCACUUCUUCAACUACCCGCUCU
Messenger RNA from Darwinula stevensoni, 3110 nucleotides. NCBI's taxonomy places the organism in Eukaryota, Metazoa, Arthropoda, Ostracoda, Podocopida, Darwinulidae. The record is from the annotation of a GenBank genome assembly.